Messenger RNA from Cannabis sativa, 1467 nucleotides. Its product is annotated as AP2-like ethylene-responsive transcription factor At1g16060. The transcript has 7 exons. Gene Ontology annotation, molecular function: DNA binding; DNA-binding transcription factor activity. NCBI's taxonomy places the organism in Eukaryota, Viridiplantae, Streptophyta, Magnoliopsida, Rosales, Cannabaceae. The record is from RefSeq and is a predicted model, not a curated record. Gene Ontology annotation, biological process: regulation of DNA-templated transcription. Bases 35 to 1252 code for a protein of 405 amino acids.
AAAACCAGAAAAAGGGGCUUAAAUUUAACAAAUCAUGAAACUGAUGAUGGUAAAGAGUGAGGAUAAUCAGAAUAGUACUAGGAGGCGUCGGGUUAGUAUGGCCGCCGACAGUGAAGCUCAAGCCGCGUUAAGGUGUGUUAAGAGACGAAAAAGAGAUAUUCCAACCGAUCAAGUAAUUAGUUGUGAUGAUAACAAACAGGGGACUCAAGCUGAUGAUCAAGCUCCUCCUGCCACCACUACUACUGUCAAAAGAAGCUCGAAAUAUCGGGGUGUUAGUAGACAUAGAUGGACGGGUCGGUAUGAAGCUCAUUUGUGGGAUAAGCUCUCUUGGAAUGUAACACAGAAGAAGAAAGGAAAGCAAGUUUACCUUGGAGCUUAUGAUGAAGAAGAAUCUGCAGCAAGAGCAUAUGAUUUAGCUGCACUUAAGUACUGGGGGACAUCUACUUUCACCAAUUUCCCUAUAUCAGAUUAUGAGAAGGAGAUUGAGAUAAUGGUAACUGUGACCAAAGAGGAGUAUUUAGCCACUUUAAGAAGAAAGAGCAGUGGUUUUUCAAGAGGUGUAUCCAAGUACAGGGGAGUCGCAAGGCACCAUCAUAAUGGUAGAUGGGAAGCAAGAAUAGGAAGAGUUUUUGGAAACAAGUACCUGUAUCUUGGCACAUACAGUACCCAAGAAGAAGCUGCUCGCGCUUAUGACAUAGCAGCCAUAGAGUACAGAGGAAUCAAUGCAGUGACAAACUUCGAUUUGAGCACUUACAUAAGAUGGUUGAAGCCCGAAGCAGCCACCAACCCGGUUAGCGGUUGUGAAUCUUUACCCGAGGUUAUAACAGAACCUCAAACACUCCAAUCCACAGCCAACUACAAUACACCAACAGAUCAAGAUUACAUGAAGUCUAAUAAUGAUUACUUGAAUAAGUACUCUCUAACUCCACCGAAACAGCAACUAGUUUGCCAAACCAAAAGCCCUCUAAUUGGCAGUAGUAUGACUCGCAGCAAGUCUUCUCCUUCUGCUCUUGGCCUCCUUCUUCAAUCUUCGAUGUUUAGAGAAUUGGUGGAGAAGAACUCAAAUGUCUCAGAGUACGAAACAGAUGGAGAUGAGCCGAAGAACCAGCUGCAGGGUGGCUGCAGCAGUGAUGAUGAUGAGUAUGGCGGGUUCUUCUUUGGUGGAAUCAGUGAUAUCCCGUUUGUAUGUGAUCCCAACACGUCGGAUGUCAUACAGAUAGAACAAGAAAAAGGAAUUCACUUUGUUUUGUGAAAGAUCAUUCAUAGCAUCUUUGGCAUUAUUGUGAAGUAUUCAGGUUUUCAUUUUCAGAAGAAAAAAACAGAACAGAAAAUAAUUUUCAUCACUUGUAAAUAAGAGUUUGGUCCAUCAAAAGUCAAAACUAGUAAUGCAGAUGUUAAUAAGGCUUUACUUAAAUUAUGUAGACUUUUUGAUUCAAAUGGAAAAUAUACUGUCUCAUAACUUCACCU